Owenia fusiformis is the source of this 538-nucleotide messenger RNA. Lineage: Eukaryota; Metazoa; Annelida; Polychaeta; Sabellida; Oweniidae. The record is from the annotation of a GenBank genome assembly.
AUGGCCGCUGCGAAGAUAUUAAAGGAUAAUGCAUCUGAUGACGACCACCGGGCUCUGCUUCGUGAAUUGGAUCUGAUGAAGCAGUUACCAAAACAUAACAAUGUGGUAGAACUUCUGGGUUACUCGAAAUACAAUGACCAAACUAUGAUACUCGUUGAGUAUCUACCCUUGGGAGACCUGCAAAGCUACUUGAGAGCCAACAAAGCAAAAUACAUCAGGUCUGAUAAGUUGGACACCAGUAAAGAAUUGAUACAGUUUGGAUAUCAGAUUGCGUGUGGAAUGAACCAUAUAUCAUCUUUCAAAUUUCUGCACCGUGACCUUGCAGCCAGGAAUAUCUUACUGGGUGCAAAUAAAGUUUGCAAGAUCUCUGAUUUUGGUCUCUCGAGGGAUGUUGCUGAAAGAGAUCUGUACAGUAGAACGUCACAAGGCCGUCUUCCAAUAAGAUGGAUGUCUGCUGAAGUUCUGUUCAACAAUAUCUACACAACCAAGAAUGAUGUAUGGGCCUAUGGUAUACUCCUCUGGGAAAUACUAACAUUUG